Megalobrama amblycephala (Wuchang bream) is the source of this 1905-nucleotide messenger RNA. Its product is annotated as SLAM family member 6-like. The transcript has 8 exons. The record is from RefSeq and is a predicted model, not a curated record. Lineage: Eukaryota; Metazoa; Chordata; Actinopteri; Cypriniformes; Xenocyprididae. The coding region runs from base 104 to 1330 and encodes 408 amino acids.
CAUCACAUGCAUCAUUGCAGAAGUUUUCUUUUCAUUGCAGUAGUUAUUUUGUUUCUAAAUCAAGUGAGCCCUUUAAAGAAUCUUUUGAAGUCUUUUGAAGAAUAUGGUUCUCUUGCUAUUUAUUUUAAUACUCUUGGGAGGUGUGUCGUACACUGAAGCUGGUGGAACAAAGACAGCGUCUCUGAAGGACAGAUAUCCCAGCAAAAUAACCGAUCUCCAGUCUCUUAAAAUUACCAGACACAUUUCAUCAUGUUCACCAUCAGUCUCAAAAUGUGUGUUAAAAUGUUCAGCACACAAUGUUUCAAGGUCAACUCUAACCUGGUUUAAAGAAAACCAAGUUUGUUCCCAAAUCAAUGUUUUUGAGCUUAACCCCAACCCCUCUCUACCUCUGGUGGUGGAAUAUCAGGAUAAAAACACAUACAGCUGUGUGCUGAACAGUCCCAUCAGCAACCAGACUGAAUAUGCCAACAUCUCUCAACUCUGUCAGCCAUGCCCAGCUACAACACAAACAGCAGUGUCAGUGAAGGAGGGAGAUUCUGUCACUCUACAUACUAAUUCAAAAUACAUAGAAAAAGAGACUGAGAUAACGUGGAGAUUUGGAUCUAACGAGAUUCUCAUUGCUGAAGUCAUUGAAAACAACGGCCAUAUAUAUGACUGUGAUGGGCUGCCAUUCAAAGACAGACUGCAGCUCGACAGUCAAACUGGAGAUCUUACCGUCAGAAACACCAUAAAAUCAGACUCUGGAAUCUUCAAACUACAGAUCAACAAUAUAUCAGAAAACUGCUGGAAUUUCAAUGUUACUGUCAGUGAACCUCUGCCCAGUCCUCAUAUUUCCAAUCACUCUACUCAUUGUCCGUCAUCAGGCUCAGAAUGUGUGCUGGAAUGUUCAGUGGAGAAUGUGACUAACGUUAAUCUCUCCUGGUACAAAGGAAACAGUUUAUUGUCCAACAUCAGUGUAUCUGAUGUCAACUAUUUAUGUCUGAAUCUGGAUUAUAAGGAUAACGGCAACUACAGCUGUGUGGUCUCCAAUUCAUUCAUCAAUGAGAGUAAAAAUCUCAUCAUCAGUGAACUUUGUUCAGAACAGAGCAAUAAUCACAUUCUGAAGAUAUGUCUGGGUGUUUUGGGUGCUCUUGUGGUUAUUGUAGGUGUGGGAUUCUGUUUAUACAAACAUAGACAAACAAGUCAAGAAGAGGCUGGGCAUCAAACUGCAACCAGUCAAAAUUCCCCACCAGAAGCACCCAAUAGCGCCACAGACAGCAAUGAUGGAAAUGAGCGACAACCUUUGACUCACAGAUUAAACACACAAUCCAUCCCUUUGUGCUGCAGAUAGACAUUUCCAAAGCACACAUCAGGAUUUAUAAAAAAAAAAUAAUAAUAAUUUUAAAUUCAUAAUCCUUUUACGUUUUUAUCUGUACUAUUGUGCACAAAUUUUAAAUAAAAAUUAAUGGAGUUAUGGAUUAAAGGAUUCAACUAUGAACUAUGGAGUUAAGGAUUCAAAUAACAAGUGAUCCACAAAUAAAUGUUGAUGAUCCCUGGGGCAAACAGAUGAACUCAGAAUAUAAACAAUAUCAUCUGUUCACCUGUAUAUGCAUUGUCAAUAAGGUGUAUGCUGAGAUUGAUCUUUUAAUAUAACUGUUUUAAUACAUUAAGGCAUUUUAAUUUAAUUUUAAUUUUUAACAUUUGCCGUUUUAGAACUUUUUUUCCAAGUAACUGACACCAGUGUUGGGGGUAACACAUUACAACUUGGGUUACGUAAUCAAGAUUACUUUUUCAAGUGACUAAAGUAACUCAUUACCUUUUCAAUUUACAACAAAAUAUAAAAGUUACUUUUUCAAAUAAGUAACACAAGUUAAUUUUUUUUUACAGUUAUUGACUCUCCUGUCCCCAUGUUGAGAGAAAUAAAGG